AAAUGCAUUGGAAGAGAAGAAAGUUUUGGAGAUUGGGAGACUUCGCAGAGGAAGAGAGCAAACGAACGAGGUGUGACGACUUUCAUGACUACUAGUAGGGAUGUGACUGCUGAGGCGAUAUCAGCGAGGGAUGCGAGUAAAAAGUUAACUCAGCCAUCACAGGAUGAUGACUAUCUAACGAUAAUUCGACGAAUUCCUCCUAUUCUUCGAACCGAUAAAUAG
Molecule: messenger RNA, 222 nt
Organism: Acaulospora morrowiae
Lineage: Eukaryota; Fungi; Glomeromycota; Glomeromycetes; Diversisporales; Acaulosporaceae
Source: the annotation of a GenBank genome assembly